Molecule: messenger RNA, 3569 nt
Organism: Exaiptasia diaphana
Lineage: Eukaryota; Metazoa; Cnidaria; Anthozoa; Actiniaria; Aiptasiidae
Exons: 21
Coding region: 53-3184 (1043 amino acids)
Biological process (GO): positive regulation of JNK cascade; protein K63-linked ubiquitination; regulation of canonical NF-kappaB signal transduction
Cellular component (GO): plasma membrane signaling receptor complex
Molecular function (GO): protein binding; zinc ion binding
Source: RefSeq, a predicted model, not a curated record
UUGAAGAGUGUUAUCACAAACUGUAGAUAUUAUAUCAACUUCUCAGUAAAAAAUGGUCGAUAUUAUUCAAGAUAACUUGAGUUUGUCAGCACAAGAUGAUACGAAUAGUGAGAACUCUAAAUCAGGUAGCCGAAGAGGCUCAAAUACAAGUGGUCUAAGUCGUGGCUCCAACAAGGCAAACAAACCGCCUAUACCCGAGGCUUUUCCAAAAGACUUAAUAGUGUCUCCUCCCGACAAGAAGUACGUUUGCUUGAAAUGCGACGAAAUUCUUCGUGAGCCCGUGCAAAUCAAAGAAUGUGGUCAUCGGUUGUGCUUUCACUGUUACGAAGAUAUCAGAUUUGGAGAAGAGUCUCCAGUUUGUCCUGAAGAUCAAAAUGAGUUCGACCGAGACACUCCUCCGGAUAUCGACAAAGCCUUCAAGAGAGAGAUCGAAGAACUACAAGUAAAAUGCAAGAACGUAGGAAGCGGCUGUUCAUGGGAAGGACCGAUGAUUGAAUUCCAGGCGCACGUGAAAGAGUGCGAUUAUGAAGAUAUCCUUUGUGAAUACGACUGCGGAGCCUCUUACCAGAGACGCUACAAUCAGAAACAUGUCGAUAAAGAAUGUGGCAAAAAGAUUAUCUCAUGUACAUAUUGUAAUGACAGAUUCCUUCGUGAAGACAAGAAGAGUCAUCUGGAAGAUUGUCCUAAAAUUCCAGUAAUGUGUCCAAACAAAUGCGAUAAGAAAGUGACUUUUCCAAGAGAAGAGCUUGAAAAACAUAUUACAGAAGAAUGCAAUCGCGCCAAGAUCAAUUGUGACUUUGAGGAUGUAUGCUGUGAACACAAGGCUAGUCGAGAGAAGAUGAUAAAACAUUACACUAAAGAAAUAACAAACCACGUGAGGCUUCUCCACGACCGGCUGAUGAAACAUGACAUACUUCUGAACCAGGUCAAAGAAACCGUCGAACUUCACGGGUCCAUGUUCGACCAACAUGCUGCUCGAAUUGUUGACUUGGAGAGAAUUGCCCAUAGUCAACUGAUAUGGAGAAUUGACGAGUAUUCUGAUAAAAUGAAAGCAGCUCAGUCAGGUGAGAUGACAACAUUAUACAGUCCUGGAUUUAUAACAAGCAAACAUGGCUACCGUCUCAGUGCUUCCGUCUCUCUCAAUGGCGACGGAAAAGGCAAAGGAACUCACAUGUCGGUUUUCAUAUGUAUUCUGAGAGGUCCAUAUGACGCUUUGCUCAAGUGGCCUUUUGAUUGCCGUGUAACGUUUACCCUGCUCGACCAAAAUUCAGAUCCUAGUCAGAGAAAACACCUGAAGUUCACCAUCAAACCAAACCCUUCGCCGGAGAACGCGCAGUUUCUAAGCCGACCUCACAAAGCAGAGAAAAACGCUAGCUUUGGAUCUGCUAAGUUUGCUAAACAUGCGGAAAUUGAGUCGAGGAAUUAUAUCAAAGAUGAUACCGUGUUCUUGAAAAUCAAUAUCGAUACCGAGGGGCAGACUGAACCCCUCAGAAAAAUGGUUGACAAACAAGAUAGUGUUAGUCUAACAUCAAAUGACAGCUACAUUAACCAAAAGAGGCUACCCAAAAACGAGAAUGAAAAUGACGGCUACGAGAACUUACAACAACAACCAGCAUCCAACGAAAACCAAUACGAAAACACGGAAGGCAACCGAUACGAAAACGCAUCAGCGAAACAGGGUCUAUUUGUAAACGAGAAAGUUAGACAGUACGAAAACGCGACGGCGGGUCAUUUCGACAUAAUUGUUAAAGAAAACGAAUACGAGAACACAGACGAAAACCAAUAUGAAAGUGUGGGAGAGGAAAAUUCCAGGCGAAGUAGUCGAGCUGCGAGUCCAAGUGGUAGCCAUGGAUCACGCACUAGCAGCGCACGGCCUGACUCCCCGGACAUCUUUCCUGUCUUACCUAAAAGACUAGAAGAUAUAGAUGAAAAAUACGGAUGUUUGAAGUGUAAAAAAGUCCUGUGCCAUCCUGUCCAAAUUCAACCAUGCGGACAUUAUCUUUGUUAUAAGUGCUUCAAAGAAAUCGUCAAUGAAAGUGAUAAUGAAAAGCCGCCAAAAUGUCCAAAAGACAAGCAGGAAAUAGACUCGGAUGUUCCUAAUUUGGACAAAGAUCUUUGGAAUGAGAUCCAGGCUUUGGACGUGGUAUGCGAGAACCAACAAUGGGGCUGUAAAUGGGAAGGAAACAUUAUGUCAUUCGAGGAUCAUAACGACGAAUGUCCAUACACCGAUGUACUGUGCAAGGCCGACUGUGGAGCGAAAUUCCAAAGACGAUACAUUACAAAACAUGAAGAUAAAGACUGUCCUAAAAAGAUGAUUUCUUGUCCUUACUGCGCAGAAAGACAUCUCAGAGAAGAAAAGAAGACUCAUUUCGAAGAAUGUCCAGAUAUCCCUCUUCCCUGCCCAAACAAGUGCGACAAAAAGUUAACCAUUGAGAGAUCAAAGCUUGAAAACCACGUUGACAAUGAAUGUCCUCGUACUAAAAUCCUGUGCAUGUUUGAAAACAUUGGCUGCGCACACCGAUCCAGUCGAGAGAAAAUGGCAAAACAUUAUUCAAAGGAGACAUCGAGCCAUGUUAAACUCCUCUUCGAUAUGCUGUUAAAACAGGGACAGUCUAUUGACAUGCAAGAUGAGAGGCUAUUAUCUUCUGAACAGUCGUUGAUGGAACAAGACAAGCGUAUUGGAGACCUUGAAAAGAUCGCUCACAGCCAGUUGAUCUGGCGAAUUGAGGACUAUAACAGAAAGUUGAAGGAGUGCAAGGCAGGAAAUGUCGAUUCUCUUUUCAGUCCGACAUUCACGACGAGUAAACAUGGUUACCGUCUGUGUGCGUCUGUCUGUCUGAAUGGCGAUGGGAAGGGAAAAGGAAGUCACAUGUCCGUGUUUAUCAGUGUUCUUAAAGGUCAUUAUGAUUCUUUACUGAAGUGGCCUUUUGAAUACCGUGUUACAUUCACCAUGUUGGAUCAGAACGAAGACAUCAAUGCCAGGAAGCACAUCAAAUUCAGCAUCAAACCAAACCCAUGUCCUGAGAACGAACCUUUUCUUGGCAGACCCAAAAUGGAGAAGAACGCCAGCUUUGGUGGCGCUAAGUUUGCAAGACAUGAGGAUAUCGAGGCGGGGGGAUACAUCAAAGAUGAUGUAAUCUUCCUGAAAAUAGCUGUUGAUUGUGAUGGACUUAGUGAGCCUUAGAUAUAUACUUGCAUAUAACACAACACAGUCACGUUUGUACUCAGAAAUAUGUAUAUAAACCUUUGAAGGUCUGCGUCCCAUUCAAUUUCAUAAAAGUUUUAGCUUUUUCUGUUGCUCAAAAUUCGCAAAUAUUGUAGUCACCGAUAGUCACCUCUAUCGCAUUAAAGACAUUAUCUAAAAGGGACAGGCCCCAAUUGCGUAUAAAGUGAAUAAAUUUCUCCAAGAAAAAUUGCGGUUUGGGGGGUUGUCAACGUAACAUUGAAACUCUCAAUAAGUAAGAUAUUAUAAAUCGUGGAUUAUUUGUUUUUUGUAAAAGCUCACUCGCUUUAUAUAAUAUAAAUUGAAGAUUCACAUUUAUUAGAAUAAAGAAACCAUUUUCACUAAA